UGUGCCAUUUGAUGCUUCUACGAAAAGUCCGGAAUUUCGGGAUAAAUUGCGGGAUUUUGGGAUGAAAAGCAGCCAUGAUUAACCAGUUAAUGUUUGUCAUCACUUCAUCACCUUGCAGAAAAUCCUGCGUCACACUAUUAGAGAUGGGUGCCGACAUCAACAGCCCUGAUACCGUGGGCUGGACUCCCCUGUUGUGGGCUGCUAAGGCCGGAAACGUCGGCGUUGUAGAACUCCUUCUCGAGAGAGGCGUGCUCACAGAUCACGUGGAUAUCGAUGGUAACGCGGCACUUCAUGUAGCAGCACACUUCAAUCAAGUGGAGACUACCAGGAUUCUGAUGAAUUAUGGGGCAAGCUUGCUGCUACUCAACAAACGUGGAAUGACAUGCUUGGACGUUGCUAUGGAAGCGCAGAAUAAUGAAGUGGUGAUGGUUAUUGUCAAACAUCAAAGAUGGCGUGAAGUUCUAACAGCUACGAGUGUCAAUCCUAAUCCAAUGGGAAGGUUAAUCGAACAUUUUCCAGAUGCCGCCCAUGUUGUCAUGGAUCGGUGCAUCCAAAGAUCACUUUCUGAGCGCUCCAUCAAGUAUGAUUUCACCCUCCUAGAUCCAGGUCCCGACGACCAAAGUGGCGCAAAAGCGGAACGUUUCCUGGGCCUGUCGACCAUGGUGAAACAUAAACAACAGCUUCUCCUGACUCACGCGCUCUCUCGUAAGCUGAUGGUGUUGAAGUGGAGGAAGUUCGGCUGGUUUGUCUACGGAGGAAAUCUCUUUCUUUAUUCAGUUUUUCUCGUAUUUCUGACGAUUUUUGUUCUGACGGAGAGAGAAACAAUCGACUUUCCAGAGCCUCCAGAGCCUGGUGAAGAGCCAGAUAUAGAAGAUGAUUUCUUCCAAGAGAGAAACAGUUUCAACCAGGCUGUGCCCUACAUCGUCAUAAUAUUUGCAGCGUUACACCUUGCGAAAGAGCUUUAUCAAAUUUACUCGCAGAGGUUUCGUUACUUCACAGAGUGGUCCAACGCCUUGGAAUGGACGUUGUACAUUACUGCGUCAUUGUUCGUUUUGCCCUACGUUUCUGACCCCAAUACUUUCAGAAGUACUUACGCUGUGUACUGGCAGAUGGGAACGUUUUCUAUCUUUUUUGGCUACAUCAACCUAAUCCUUAUCAUAGAGCCACUUAAGUACGUGGGUUUGUACGUGACCAUGUUCCUCGAAGUGAUGAAGACCGUGCUAAAGGUUUUGUGUUUAUUCGUGAUGUUCACCUUGGCCUUUUCUAUGGCGUUUUUUAUUUUGUUGAAGGAACAGGUAAGUGAGCGAAUCUCUUAAAUAUUUAAGUAUGUUUUAGUGCAUGAGUACACACGAUCAACUUUUUGGCAGGGAUGUGUUUCGUCCUUAGUGGUUCGUGUUCAUCGAAGAAGAAUGUUGUAAGUUGAAAAGCUCAGUCACAGUAUUUUGAGUUGAAGAAACCUUAAAAUAGUUGUUUAUUAAGAGAGAAAAAAACACCAAAAAGAUUAUUAUAAACCAUAAGAGGACUGGCGGUUGGUUAAGGCUGGAUAUGAUUUUAACACGCAUUGCAAACGACAAACUAAAUCAAGAUUCGCAAACCAUGACGUAGCUCCAUUUAAUGCAUCAGUCAA
Molecule: messenger RNA, 1627 nt
Organism: Orbicella faveolata
Lineage: Eukaryota; Metazoa; Cnidaria; Anthozoa; Scleractinia; Merulinidae
Product: transient receptor potential cation channel subfamily A member 1-like
Biological process (GO): monoatomic ion transmembrane transport
Cellular component (GO): membrane; transmembrane transporter complex
Molecular function (GO): monoatomic ion channel activity; protein binding
Source: RefSeq, a predicted model, not a curated record